AUCAUCGAACUUCCAUCCACCUCUUUUCUCACUUCUCCCCUAUCCCUCACAGAUUCAUGUGAACCUUGAUGUGGUAGUAGAGAGCUAUACUCCUAUCACCUGUAUCAAUUUAACAGAAACAGAGAGUAAAUUUGAAAGAGACAAAGGAGGAGAUCAUCAAUAUGGCCGACCCCGAGGUUCAUCAUCUCUUCCACCGCCCCAUUGCCGACCAUUCGUUCUCGGCCGAUCGGAAGACUUUGGCUGUAGCUAAGGACUCUACAAUCGAGCUUUAUGGCAGAGUUGGCAAUUCCUUCAAGCUGAAAGAUGAACUAAAAGGCCAUGACAAAACUAUCACCAGCGUCGAUAUCGCUCCGGGUAGUGGUCGAAUCGUUACCUGUUCUCAAGACCGGAACGCCUUGGUCUGGGAGCCUUCCCCUUCAGGCUAUAAGCCUACUCUGGUGCUCCUUAGAAUUGCUCGGGCCGCCACGUUCGUUCGUUGGUCUCCAUCCGAGACCAAGUUCGCUGUGGGGUCUGGCGAUAGGGUCAUCGCGAUCUGUUAUUUCGAAGAAGAGAACGACUGGUGGGUCUCCAAGCAUCUCAAAAAGCCCAUCCGGAGCACCAUCACCACCGUCAACUGGCAUCCUAACUCGGUCUUGCUCGCUGCCGGCUCUACCGACGCCCACGCAAGAGUCUUCUCAAGCUUCAUCAAGGGGGUUGACGCUCGUCCAGAGCCUAGUGUUUGGGGUGAGCGCCUGCCCUUCAACACCGUCUGUGGUGAAUUUCUUAACAAUUCCGCGGGAUGGGUUCAUUCUGUCGCUUUCUCUCCAAGUGGCGACGCCCUCGCCUUCACUGCCCAUGACAGCAGCAUUACUAUCGUUUACCCGACCGCCCCUGAGCAGCCUCCGAGGGCUGUCAUUAGCGUCAAUACUCAACUCCUACCUUUCAUGAGCCUGAUUUGGAAUGGUGAAAGUGAGAUAAUCGCAGCUGGAUACGACUGCGAGGCCUUCAGAUUCAGAGGCGAUGCAUCUGGUUGGCAGCUAAGCGGUACGCUGGAAUCCAAGGGGAGACCUGGUUCGGGAGAUGCUCGAGAAGAAUCUGCCUUGAAUAUGUUCCGGCAGAUGGACUUGAAAGGCAAGGUCAAAGAUGACACUCAGCUAAAGACCGUCCAUCAGAAUACUAUCUCGACAGUACGUGUUUACGAGUCCAACGGCGCGCAAGUCACAAAAUUUAGCACGAGCGGUGUUGACGGUAGGAUUGUUAUCUGGCACGUGUAGGUUAAAGGAUAGUACCUAGGUAAACACGACGAUCAACUUAGCAUAUCUUAGCAUACUCUGUAUUUUUUUGGUCCACAUUACCAAAAGUUUCUCUAUGCUUCUGUUCUUGCAAUCUACCUAAAUAAUCCCUUAUUUGUAUAAGCCUCUAGAAAUUUGCGACCUAUACCUUUUCCAUCGUCUACGUGCCUGGCAUAUUAUUAAUAUGAACACAACACUCCCCUCUCCAAUUGUGCUCCUUGCCUAGUAGAUUACUUGCUCCUGGAAUCUAACCAUGUAGAAAUUCGUAAAAUCACUUAGCCAUUUCAUCUAUCGGAGUCGAUAUUCCCCUUCUCGUCCGGCCAAAGUAGAGCAUGAUUCUAAAAAUGGGAACAGUACCGGAGCAGGUGCCGACAUCAAAAAUAAUAGAAGUACACAUGGUAGCGAUUCCUGUUCCAUCCCGCCCUCGACAAAUAUCGCUUCUCAAGAACACCAGCAGCAUCUGCAACAUGAUCUAUGCCGGCUCUCAGCGUGACAGGUUAGAUGUCCUAAACGUCGAAGAGUAGCAUGACACAUUCUGGGGUUCUGAUUGGAUACUCUACGAUUAGAACAUCAGAUGAAUAUUCAAGAUA
Annulohypoxylon maeteangense is the source of this 1861-nucleotide messenger RNA. Its product is annotated as actin-related protein 2/3 complex, subunit 1. Gene Ontology annotation, cellular component: actin cytoskeleton; Arp2/3 protein complex. Lineage: Eukaryota; Fungi; Ascomycota; Sordariomycetes; Xylariales; Hypoxylaceae. The record is from RefSeq and is a predicted model, not a curated record. Gene Ontology annotation, molecular function: actin filament binding. Gene Ontology annotation, biological process: Arp2/3 complex-mediated actin nucleation. The coding region runs from base 162 to 1253 and encodes 363 amino acids. The transcript has 3 exons.